AUGGCCACCCUUCUCCGCAGCAAGCUGUCCAACGUGGCCACAACCGUGUCCAACAAGUCCCAGGCCAAGGUGAGCGGCAUGUUCGCCAGGAUGGGUUUUCAGGCGGCCACCGACGAGGAAGCGGUGGGUUUUGCUCACUGCGAUGACCUCGACUUUGAGCACCGUCAGGGCCUGCAGAUGGACAUCCUGAAAACAGAGGGUGAGCCCUGCGGGGACGAGGGAGCCGAACCGCCCGUCGAGGGAGACAUCCAUUACCAGCGCGGCGGUGGCGCGCCCCUGCCGCCCUCGGGCUCCAAAGAUCAGAAUGUGGGGGCUGGUGGCGAAUUCGGGGGCCACGACAAACCCAAGAUCACCGCGUGGGAGGCGGGCUGGAACGUGACCAACGCUAUCCAGGGCAUGUUCGUGCUGGGCCUGCCCUACGCCAUCCUGCACGGCGGCUACCUGGGGUUGUUCCUCAUCAUCUUCGCCGCCGUGGUGUGCUGCUACACCGGCAAGAUCCUCAUCGCCUGCCUGUACGAGGAGAACGAGGAUGGCGAGGUGGUGCGGGUGCGGGACUCGUAUGUAGCCAUAGCCAACGCGUGCUGCGCCCCGCGCUUCCCCACGCUGGGAGGCCGCGUGGUGAACGUAGCGCAGAUCAUCGAGCUGGUGAUGACUUGCAUCCUGUACGUGGUGGUCAGCGGCAACCUCAUGUACAACAGCUUCCCAGGGCUGCCCGUGUCGCAGAAGUCCUGGUCCAUUAUCGCCACCGCCGUGCUGCUGCCCUGCGCCUUCCUUAAGAACCUCAAGGCAGUGUCCAAGUUCAGCCUGCUGUGCACUUUGGCUCACUUCGUCAUCAACAUCCUGGUCAUCGCCUACUGCCUCUCGCGGGCUCGCGACUGGGCCUGGGAGAAGGUCAAGUUCUAUAUCGAUGUCAAGAAGUUUCCCAUCUCCAUUGGCAUCAUCGUGUUCAGCUACACGUCCCAGAUCUUCCUGCCUUCGCUGGAGGGCAACAUGCAGCAGCCCAGCGAGUUCCACUGCAUGAUGAACUGGACGCACAUCGCCGCCUGCGUGCUCAAAGGCCUCUUCGCGCUGGUGGCCUACCUCACCUGGGCCGACGAGACCAAGGAGGUCAUCACGGACAACCUGCCUGGUUCCAUCCGUGCCGUGGUAAACAUCUUCCUGGUGGCCAAAGCGCUGCUGUCCUACCCGCUGCCCUUCUUCGCUGCUGUCGAGGUGCUGGAGAAGUCGCUCUUCCAGGAAGGCAGCCGCGCGUUCUUCCCCGGCUGCUACGGCGGCGACGGGCGCCUCAAGUCGUGGGGGCUGACGCUGCGCUGUGCGCUCGUGGUCUUCACGCUGCUCAUGGCCAUCUACGUGCCGCACUUCGCGCUGCUCAUGGGCCUCACCGGCAGUCUCACGGGCGCCGGCCUCUGCUUCCUGCUGCCCAGCCUCUUCCACCUGCGCCUGCUCUGGCGCAAGCUCCUGUGGCACCAAGUCUUCUUCGAUGUCGCCAUCUUCGUCAUCGGCGGCAUCUGCAGUGUGUCCGGCUUCGUGCACUCGCUGGAGGGCCUCAUCGAGGCCUACCGAACCAACGCGGAGGACUAGGGCGCCAGGGCUCAGGUUCUCCCGCGCUCUUCCCAC
Mirounga angustirostris (Northern elephant seal) is the source of this 1617-nucleotide messenger RNA. It is a transcript of the gene SLC32A1, whose product is annotated as solute carrier family 32 member 1. The transcript has 2 exons. Gene Ontology annotation, molecular function: L-amino acid transmembrane transporter activity. Gene Ontology annotation, cellular component: vacuolar membrane. The coding region runs from base 1 to 1581 and encodes 526 amino acids. The record is from RefSeq and is a predicted model, not a curated record. Gene Ontology annotation, biological process: amino acid transmembrane transport. Lineage: Eukaryota; Metazoa; Chordata; Mammalia; Carnivora; Phocidae.